AUGGUGUGGUGUGGGGGGGAGGGGGUGCUGGAGGGCGGAUGGGGGGGGGCCUCCGGUUGGCGUGGAGGAGCAGUCUCGCAGGGUGCGCGCAGGGGUGUCGGGGGCCAGGGGCCUGGUGGGGGCGUCAAGCGCGGGUGGGUGGGGGAUAGGGGGCGCGGGUUUAGGGGGGUUGGGGGGGGGGGUAGGGGGGGGAUCGACGCGGGGGAAGGUGGUGGGAGGGGCGGAGUGGGAGGGGAGGGGGGGGUGGGUGCAGGGGUUGUGGGGCGGGGGGGACGCGAGGGGCGGAGCGGGGGUGGUGGUGGGGGCAGGGGGUGGUUGCGCUUGGGCCGGGGGGGGGGGGGGGAAGGGUCUGGGCAUGGGGGGGUGGGGGGGGGUGGAGGGGUGCUGCGGGGGGGGUUGGGGGGGGGCCGAGUAGUGGGGGGGUGGUUGCGGGGGGCGGGGGGGGUGGGGGGGGGGGGGGGGGUGAUGUGCGGGGGGAUGGUCCACGUGGGUGGUAGGGUGGAGGUGGGGGGGGGGGUGGGUGGGAGUCUGAGGGGGGGGGGGGGUGGGUGUGGGGGGGGGGGCGGCUACCUGGGGGGGGGGGGUCGGGGAGGGGACCGCGGGGGUGAGGGGGAGGGGGGGGGAGGGGAUGAGCGAGUAGGGUUGGGUGGUGGGGGGGGGGGGGGCGGGGAGUGGAGGAGUCCAACGGGGGGGGGGGGGGGGGGGGGGGGGGGGGGGGGGGGGGGGGGGGGGGGGGGGGGGGGGGGGGGGGGGGGGGGGGGGGGGGGGGGGGGGGGGGGGGGGGGGGGUGGGGGGGGGGGGGGGGGGGGGGGGGGGGGGGGGGGGGGGGGGGGGGGGGGGGGGGGGGUAGGUGGGGGGGGGGGGGGGGGGGGGGGGGGGGGGGGGGGGGGGGGGGGGGGGGGGGGGGGGGGGGGGGGGGGGGGGGGGGGGGGGGGGGGGGGGGGGGGGGGGGGGGGGGGGGGGGGGGGGGGGGGUGGGGGGGGGGGGGGUGGGGGGGGGGGGGGGGGGGGGGGGGGGGGGGGGGGGGGGGGGGGGGGGGGGGGGGGGGGGGGGGGGGGGGGGGGGGGGGGGGGGGGGGGGGGGGGGGGGGGGGGGGGGGGGGGGGGGGGGGGGGGGGGGGGGGGGGGGGGGGGGGGGGGGGGGGGGGGGGGGGGGGGGGGGGGGGGGGGGGGGGGGGGGGGGGGGGGGGGGGGGGGGGGGGGGGGGGGGGGGGGGGGGGGGGGGGGGGGGGGGGGGGGGGGGGGGGGGGGGGGGGGGGGGGGGGGGGGGGGGGGGGGUGGGGGGGGGGGGGGGGGGGGGGGGGGGGGGGGGGGGUGGGGGGGGGGGGGGUGGGGGGGGGGGGGGGGGGGGGGGGGGGGGGGGGGGGGGGGGGGGGGGGGGGGGGGGGGUGGGGGGGGGGGGGGGGGGGGGGGGGGUGGGGGGGGGGGGGGGGGGGGGGGGGGGGGGGGGGGGGGGGGGGGGGGGGGGGGGGGGGGGGGGGGGGGGGGGGUGGGGGGGGGGGGGGGGGGGGGGGGGGGGGGGGGGGUGGGGGGGGGGGGGGGGGGGGGGGGGGGGGGGGGGGGGGGGGUGGGGGGGGGGGGGGGGGGGGGGGGGGGGGGGGGGGUGGGGGGGGGGGGGGGGGGGGGGGGGGGGGGGGGGGGGGGGGGGGGGGGGGGGGGGGGGGUGGGGGGGGGGGGGGGGGGGGGGGGGGGGAGGGGGGGGGGGGGGGGGGGGGGGGGGGGGGGGGGGGGGGGGGGGGGGGGGGGGGGGGGGGGGGGGGGGGGGGGGGGGGGGGGGGGGGGGGGGUGGGGGGGGGGGGGGGGGGGGGGGGGGGGGGGGGGGGUGGGGGGGGGGGGGGGGGGGGGGGGGGGGGGGGGGGGGGGGGGGGGGGGGGGGGGGGGGGGGGGGGGGGGGGGGGGGGGGGGGGGGGGGGGGGGGGGGGGGGGGGGGGGGGGUGGGGGGGGGGGGGUGGGGGGGGGGGGGGGGGGGGGGGGGGGGGGGGGGGGGGGGGGGGGGGGGGGGGGGGGGGGGGGGGGGGGGGGGGGGGGGGGGGGGGGGGGGAGGGGGGGGGGGGGGGGGGGGGGGGGGGGGGGGGGGGGGGGGGGUGGGGGGGGGGGGGAGGGGGGGGGGGGGGGGGGGGGGGGGGGGGGGGGGGGGGGGGGGGGGGGGUGGGGGGGGGGGGGGGGGGGGGGGGGGGGGGGGGGGGGGGGGGGGGGGGGGGGGGGGGGGGGGGGGAGGGGGGGGGGGGGGGGGGGGGGGGGGGGGGGGGGGGGGGGGGGGGGGGGGGGGGGGGUGGGGGGGGGGGGGGGGGGGGGGGGGGGGGGGGGGGGGGGGGGGGGGGGGGGGGGGGUGGGGGGGGGGGGGGGGGGGGGGGGGGGGGGGGGGGGGGGGGGGGGGUGGGGGGGGGGGGGGGGGGGGGGGGGGGGGGGGGGGGGGUGGGGGGGGGGGGGGGGGGGGGGGGGGGGGGGGGGGGGGGGUGGGGGGGGGGGGGGGGGGGGGGGGGGGGGGGGGGGGGGGGGGGGUGGGGGGGGGGGGGGAGGGGGGGGGGGGGGGGGGGGGGGGGGGGGGGGGGGGGGGGGGGGGGGGGGGGGGGGGGGGGGGGGGGGGGGGGGGGGGGGGGGGGGGGGGGGGGGGGGGGGGGGGGUGGGGGGGGGGGGGGGGGGGGGGGGGGGGGGGGGGGGGGGGGGGGGGGGGGGGGGGGGGGGGGGGGGGGGGGGGGGGGGGGGGGGGGGGGGGGGGGGGGGGGGGGGGGGGGGGGGGGGGGGGGGGGGGGGGGGGGGGGGGGGGGGGGGGGGGGGGGGGGGGGGGGGGGGGGGGGGGGGGUGGGGGGGGGGGGGGGGGGGGGGAGGGGGGGGGGGGGGGGGGGGGGGUGGGGGUGGGGGGGGGGGGGGGGGGGGGAGAGAGGGGGGGGUGGUGGGGGGGGGGGGGGGGGGGGGGGGGGGGGGGGGGGGGGGGGGGGGGGGGGGGGGGGGGGGGGGGGGGGGGGGGGGGGGGGGGUGGGGGGGGGGGUGGGGGGGGGGGGGGGGGGGGGGGGGUGGGGGGGGGGGGGGGGGGGGGGGGGGGGGGGGGGGGGGGUGGGGGGGGGGGGGAGGGGGGGGGUGGGGGGGGGGGGGGGGGGGGGGGGGGGGGGGGGUGGGGGGGGGGGGGUGGGGGGGGGGGGGGGGGGGGGUGGGGGGGGGGGAGGGGGGGGGGGGGGGGGGUUUGUUGGGACUGGUGGUUUGGGUGUUGUUGUGUAGGGGUAGGGCUUGGAGGGGGGGGGGUCGUGUGGGGGGGGGGGGGUGGGGGGGGUGGGGGUUGGGUGAUGGGGGGUGGGGGGUUCGGAGUUUGGGGAGGGCGGGGGGCUGGGGGGGUGGGGCGGGGGGGUGUUGA
Molecule: messenger RNA, 3348 nt
Organism: Dicrocoelium dendriticum
Lineage: Eukaryota; Metazoa; Platyhelminthes; Trematoda; Plagiorchiida; Dicrocoeliidae
Source: the annotation of a GenBank genome assembly